Messenger RNA from Neurospora crassa OR74A, 2732 nucleotides. RefSeq lists its product as uncharacterized. The coding region runs from base 587 to 2035 and encodes 482 amino acids. Lineage: Eukaryota; Fungi; Ascomycota; Sordariomycetes; Sordariales; Sordariaceae. The transcript is spliced from 3 exons. The record is from RefSeq and is a predicted model, not a curated record.
GGCCACUCUACAAUCCUUUCCACUUUCAACACUCUUUCCUCCGUGAUCAUUUUGACAUUUGACAUUUGACCCUUGACUUUCGCCUUCUUUUUCUGCACAUUUUGUUUACUUGAACCAUCUCUUUUUUCAAGCGCUAUUGUGCCACUCCUAUCUUUCGCACGCUGGUCUGUCUUGUCCCAGCCGGGUUCUAUUCCUUUUACCUCCCCGCUUGCGCCUCCCCCCCCUGGUCUUUGUGCCCUCAAGCUUCAUGGUAAGUUGCCCUUUCUGAUAUGCGCUUCCACGGCCCCCAUCCAAACCUAACAUAUCGCCGCGUUAUCAAACCUGCCGCUUCUCUGCGCCUUCCACACGCACUGGCGCCUCGACAUAUGGCGUAUGAGCCCAGUUCGAAGCUUCCGACAGUCGACCUCUAAGGUCGCCCUGGGAUUCGGAAUCUCGCCAAAAUAACGCCCAACCCGAUGCCCUUCCGCCGAGAUCUCCCACGGCGAUAUCCCGAGAACGAUUUGAGGCUCUAGAAAGAUUCCACGACCGCAUCAGUCGCAACCUAGCUCUCGAACAGGCUGCCUCCAGGGUGCUCGCUCGGUCCAGGAUGUCCUCCGGCUCUGACCGGUCUCUUCGCCGGCGAUUCAACCAGGAUUCUCAACCCUCUAGCAGCUUUUUGCCGCCUGCCAUUCCAAGUUCAACUUCUUCGACCCCUACCCCACCCUUACUUCCGUCCCUUCGUUCGCUUGGCUCAAGGGUGCGACCCGGCGUGUCGGCGCCCGGAGGCCAGAACGGCCGCCCUUCCCGUUAUUCGCCCUUUGACCGGGCAAUGGAGAGGCACCGAACUCAUAUGAACCCUGCCAGGGAGCGCAGCUACGUGACGCUCGGCGAGCUUCAAGACUCGUCCAGCUCUUCACAGCCUUCGCUCUUCGGUAGGAACACUCCUCCUGAGGAUAUGGAAGAACUAGAAAACUUUCGGCGCGCAAAGCGACGGAAACUGGAUUCCGACAAGGUAUCGCCAAGCUACAAAAAUAUUCUGUACGGAAAAUACGGCCAGGUGGAACCCGGUCCGCUUCUUUUGGAGAUUGUUAGCUGUGAUGGUGGCUUGUUCAGGGAUGGACGGGCCUAUGUGGCGGAAAACAUCCUGAAAGACGACGCUUCGGUUUAUUGCACAAGGACUAAUCGCUGCAACAUCAUACUACGACAUCACGGUGGUACUGUCUUCAGCUUGAAAGAGUUGGUCAUCAAAGCACCUGGUUCACAUUACUCUCAGCCGGUCCGAGAGGGCAUGGUGUUUGUUUCGAUGGAACAUGAUGACCUGUUGAAAUGUACAGCGCAAUAUCAAAUUCAGUAUGAGCAACCAGCGAAUCCACGACCACGGACAUCACGCGACACUCCAACAAUCUACUCGGUCCGACACGACGACGAUGGACGGAUCUACCCCUCGAGAUAUCGACGCGAUUACAUAUCAGAUCUGAUCAACACUAUAGAUGAUGAUGAUGACGAUGAUGAAGAUCAAGCAGCAGCCGCGCUACCUCCCGAGUUUUCGGCUGCAUCCCAGCCUUUCAAUGUCACGACCGAAUGCAGUGAUGACGAAAGCGAAGGAGACGAAAAUCAUUUGCGGCGUAGGCGAACCCCCAACAGGAUUGGUGCUUUGCCUUUUGAAAGCGACAGUAGUGAUGACGGAAGAGACCCAUGGAACCCCAGCGGUUUGGACUGGACUGAUCUCACUCGUGCGCGACACUCUGCUAGUUGGCGUAACGAAUACGACACGGGAACCCCCGAACUUGAACGAGCGCGAGAAGCCUCGCAGGUGGCCACGCAGGAGGCGGUACGAGCCGUUGGCGGAGCGCUUAUGUCUCCGCUGGCCCAAUUCUACAUUGAGAAGGACAAGAACAAGUGUACCAUCAAGUUCGACCCGCCGGUGAGCGCGCGGUACAUCCUGCUCAAGAUGUGGAGUCCACAUCCUGACCCUCUUAAAAAUAUUGAUAUCCAGGGGGUUAUAGCGAAAGGCUUUGCUGGUCCGCAGCUAUUUCCAGCCCAAACACUGCAAUGAGACUGAGUCAAAGAAGGUGAUCAGUUCUUGCAAGGCAUGCAUCAUCCGGCAAAACGGGGUUGGCAAAAUAAAUGUUCGCGUCGUCUUAAAUAGACUACUGGUCUCACGAGACUAGUGCUUGACGGUCAGCCGGGGGCAGGGGAGUUUGGAGUUUUGGUAUAAAUGCAUCUUGUUUAAAGGCGAUGAUACUUGGAUGAUGGCUUUCAACGGUCAUGGGAAUUGGUAUCAGCGGGUUAUAUGGAGGUACCUCACGGCAUUAUGGCAAAGUGCGCUUUCUCGUCAACUGAACCAGAUGUUCCCCCAGCCAUACGUUCCCUCUGCUAAGCUCAUAACCCAAAAUGACAACCGGGCUCCCUUAGCCACACUUUGGUUGUUCUCAUUGUUGUCCUGUCGCUACAUGGGCUGACGAGGAGAGGUUGUGAAUCCGUGGGUUAGGGUUCAUCAUGAGCCGAGCGGACGAGUUCAACAAAAAAAGAUAAGCCAAAAUGAAUUGUCCGGUAUGUCGGCUUCUGGCAUCUAUGUCUAUACCACCAGGAUCCUGUGAUCUUCUACACAGUACACUGCAACAGCAACUUCAUUACAUUUUGCAGAAGUUGAACUGUUGAAACAAGCCCCAGUCUAUUCUACUACGCCCCGCAAGUGAGCCUCUUUGGGUACCUUGCAUAUCGCAACAAUGAUGAAUCAUAAUGAAAAUGGC